AUGGCCCGGUUGGGGUUUACUUUGCUGGGAUGCCUCCUCUGGCACGCCCUCCCAGCGGAUGCUGCUACCGUGACCCACGACUUCAACAUCACCUGGGUCACGGCAAACCCCGACGGCAUGGCAGAUCGUCCAACUAUUGGCAUCAACGGACAGUGGCCAAUUCCCAUAAUACGAGUCAACAAGGGAGACCGGCUCGUCGUCAAUGUGUUCAACUCUCUUGGCAACCAGUCCACGUCACUGCACUUUCACGGCCUCUUCAUGAGCGGUGCUACUCAUAUGGAUGGACCUGUUUCAGUGACACAAUGUCCCAUUGUCCCAGGGGGGCGCUUCACAUACAACUUCACUGUCGACCAACCCGGAACCUACUGGUAUCACUCACAUAUCCACGGGCAAUACCCCGAUGGCUUGCGGGGUCCUCUCAUCGUCCAUGACCCAGAGUCACCUUUUGCGGACAUGUACGAUGAGGAGGUCGUCAUGACGGUAUCCGACUGGUACCACGACCAGAUGCCCGCCUUGCUCGGCCCUUUCAUGAGCAAGGCGAACCCGACCGGCGCCGAGCCUGUGCCAAAUUCAGCCUUGCUCAACGACACCCAGGACUUGGCUGUCCCGGUGCAGCCGGGCAAAACAUAUCUCUUCCGCAUGGCCAACAUUGGCGCUUUUGCCGGUCAGUACAUUUGGUUUGAGGGCCACAACAUGACCAUCUUGGAGAUUGAUGGUGUGUACACUCAUCCUGCCGAGGCGUCCAUGAUCUAUCUCGCUACUGCUCAGCGAUGCAGUUUCCUCGUCACAGCGAAGAACAAUACCUCCGGAAACUUUCCUAUUGUUGCAAGCAUGGACACGGAUCUAUUUGACACGCUACCGGAGGACCUGAACUGGAACGUAACCGGGUGGUUGGUCUACGACACCGCGAAACCUCUGCCUGACCCCGCCGUUCUAUCCGACCCCUUUGAGCCGUUUGACGACAUGGGUCUUGUCCCGUGGGACAACCAGACCAUCCUCGGCGAGCCAGACCAAACCAUUUCUCUUGACGUCAUCAUGGACAACCUCAGCGACGGUGCGAACUAUGCAUUCUUCAACAACAUCACCUACGUCGCACCCAAAGUCCCAACCCUCUAUACCGUCCUCACCGCCGGCGAGCACGCCACCAACCCUGCUGUCUACGGCACGUACACACAUCCGUUUGUUCUCGAGAAAGGCCAGGUCGUCGAUAUUGUGCUCAACAACCUCGACCCGGGCAAACACCCUUCCACUUACACGGCCAUAAUUUUCAGGUUAUCUGGCGCUCAGCCGACGAGGCCGGCACCUUUACCGAUUCCGACGUCACGGCAGCCGACUUCCCACGCAUCCCAAUGA
Molecule: messenger RNA, 1353 nt
Organism: Chaetomium globosum CBS 148.51
Lineage: Eukaryota; Fungi; Ascomycota; Sordariomycetes; Sordariales; Chaetomiaceae
Exons: 4
Coding region: 1-1353 (450 amino acids)
Biological process (GO): cellular response to iron ion starvation; reductive iron assimilation
Cellular component (GO): high-affinity iron permease complex
Molecular function (GO): copper ion binding; ferroxidase activity
Source: RefSeq, a predicted model, not a curated record